AUGACAAUGACGGAGGAGCAAAAAGAGGAAAAGAAGCGAAAAAUUGAGGAGAUGAAAGAGGAGGAGAAGCCAAAAACUAUGUUUGGCAAAAUAAAGUAUUACCUGAAACGUUACUGGUAUAUCGCAGUUCCUGCUCAUGUGGCAUCCUGCACAUUAUGGUUUGGUGGCUGUUAUGCAUUAGUCCACUUUGGUGUUGAUACGGUGAGCCUGCUCCGAUUCUUGCACGUUCCAGAUGUAGUCAUUCAUAAGGUUGAAAGUGUGCCACCUAGUGCUGGAGCUUUUGUCAUAGCUCUGAUAUUGUACAAGGUAAUCCUCUUUCUUGCUUUGUGAAC
This is a messenger RNA of Strongylus vulgaris, 332 nucleotides long. NCBI's taxonomy places the organism in Eukaryota, Metazoa, Nematoda, Chromadorea, Rhabditida, Strongylidae. The record is from the annotation of a GenBank genome assembly.